This is a messenger RNA of Malus domestica (apple), 1025 nucleotides long. The record is from RefSeq and is a predicted model, not a curated record. Lineage: Eukaryota; Viridiplantae; Streptophyta; Magnoliopsida; Rosales; Rosaceae.
UGGAAGUAGAGCUUUGCAAAGGAUAGGAGCCAUCUCUAACUGGUCCCCGCAAAAGCAUCUUCCCCGUAGUCCGUGAUGGCUGUUGCAAGCGGCCCCGCCAGCAAAGAGCUCGCCACUGCGGGGGUGAAAUUUGCAGAGGGAGAAGAGAAAUUGCCAAAGGUUGUUUUGACCAGCGCCGGCGGCAGUGAGGCAGAUGCAUAUUUAUAUGGUCGUGUUAUUACUUCAUGGAAAGUCCCAAAUGGGAGAGACCUCCUUUUUGUUCGACCUGAUGCGGUGUUCAACAAGAAGAAACCAAUCAGUGGAGGCGUUCCACAUUGUUUUCCACAGUUUGGACCAGGCCCUAUGCAGCAGCACGGAUUUGCAAGAAAUCUGGAUUGGUCCGUCAUUGAUUCUGAAAAUGUGCAAGGAGAUCCUACCAUAACUUUAGAACUAAAGGAAGGUGAAUGCAGUCGCUCCAUGUGGGAUUUCAGCUUUCAAGCUUUGUACAAGGUCACUUUGCAAACAAAGAGCCUUUCCACUGAACUUGUAAUUAAAAAUACAGACAGCAAACCAUUUUCAUUCAGCACCGCAUUGCAUACAUACUUCCGCGCCGCUGUACAAGGGGCCUCAGUUAACGGUUUGAAAGGAUGCAAAACACUAAAUAAAGAUCCUGAUCCCAAGAAUCCACUGGAGGGGAAGGAAGAAAGGCGCGUAUCAUUUUCUUCACAUGCUUUUAUCAAGAACACAAAUUGGACAGAUGCUGUUUUGUGGAACCCAUAUCUGACAAUGGAAGCAUGCUACAAAGACUUUGUUUGUGUCGAAAAUGCAAAGGGAACUCGACUAACUACGGAGUGGUUCUAUUUCUCUGUUAAGCUUAAGGUGUCCAUUAAUCGAUAUACGUUGCCAUCAUCAGUCAGCAAUGAGAUGCUAUUUCUAUUGAACGAUCUUUAGAUAUUCUUCCUCGUGUACUACGAACUGUAUACCGAUUAUAUUUUUUGUUUUUUGAUCUAAUGUGUGUACCGAUUCUAACUCAAACAUAAUCUCUC